Molecule: messenger RNA, 2039 nt
Organism: Paraphaeosphaeria sporulosa
Lineage: Eukaryota; Fungi; Ascomycota; Dothideomycetes; Pleosporales; Didymosphaeriaceae
Product: chaperone protein dnaK
Exons: 4
Coding region: 116-1831 (571 amino acids)
Biological process (GO): protein folding
Cellular component (GO): nucleus; cytosol
Molecular function (GO): ATP binding; ATP-dependent protein folding chaperone
Source: RefSeq, a predicted model, not a curated record
AACGCCUCGACAGAGUUGCAAGAGUGCUGUGUUUUCUUCGCCUUUACGACCACAGAAGAAGGAUCGGACGACUUUCGCGACCCCAACGACAAAGUAAAGAAGAAAAACUACCGCCAUGAGUGCAGAGAACGACCCCGCUCAGCGGGUCGCAAUUGGUAUUUCCUUUGGAAACUCGUACAGCUCCAUUGGAUUUACCACUGGUGAAGGACGUGCAGAGGUUAUUGCCAACGAAGACGGAGAUCGCCAGAUUCCCUCGGUACUCUCCUACGUAGAAGGCGAGGAACUCCACGGUGGACAGGCCAAGACACAAUUUGUGCGGAACGCGAAGAACACGGUUGCAUACUUCAGGGACUUUCUGGGCCAAGAGUUCAAGUCGAUAGAUGCCACGCCCUGCCACGAGUCCGCCCACCCCCUCCAGCAUGAGUCGACUAUCGCCUUCAAGGUCAAGGACAGCGCAGAGGACGAGGAGAACGAGGUCACCGUCAGCGACAUCACAACCCGCCACCUGAAGAGGUUACGAAAUUCGGCCGCCUACUACCUCGGAAAGGAGGUCAACGCCGCCGUCAUCACCGUCCCCACCAACUUCUCCGACGCCCAGAAGGAGGCGCUGAACAAGGCGGCAAAAGAGGCGGGCAUCGAGGUGCUCCAGUUCAUACACGAGCCCGUGGCCGCUGUGCUGGCAUACGAUGCUCGUCCCGAGGCGAAGCUGGCCGACAAGAUUGUCGUUGUGGCUGACCUCGGCGGCACCCGCUCCGACGUCGCUGUCGUUGCCUCCCGCGGCGGCAUCUACACCAUCCUUGCUACCCUGCACGACUACGAGGUCACUGGCCUGAAGCUCGACCAGGUUCUCAUCGACUACUUCGCCAAGGAGUUCCUUAAGAAGCACAAGUCCGCUAGCGACCCCAGGGAAGAUGCCCGCGGUCUGGCCAAGCUCAAGCUCGAGUGCGAGUCCGUCAAGAAGGCUCUCUCAAUAGGUACGAGCGCCAACUUCUCCGUCGAGAGCCUCGUCGGGGGCAUCGACUACACAGCCACCAUCAACCGCACGCGGUACGACCUCCUCGGCAACAAGCUCUUCUCCGCCUUCUCCCGCCUCGUGCUCCACGCUGUCGAGAAGGCCCAGCUCGACCCCCUCGACAUCACUGAGGUCAUCCUCGCCGGCGGCAACGCUCACACACCCAAGAUCGCCUCCACCAUCGCCAACGCCUUCCCCGAGACGACCACCGUCCUCGCGCCGUCCACGUCCACCACCGCCAUCAAUCCCUCGGAGCUCUCCGUCCGCGGCGCCUCCAUCCAGGCCUCCCUGAUCCAGGAGUUCGAGCUCGAGGACAUUGAGCAGAGCACGCACCCCAUGGUGACGGUGACUCCGCACCUCAGCCACGCCGUCGGCGUCCUCUGCAUCUCGGGCGACGAGACCAACGGCGUCUUCCACGCCAUCGUCGAUGCCGAGACGCCGCUGCCCGUGCGGCGGACCGCCAUCAUCAGCACGCCCCGCGAAGGCGGCGACGUGCUAAUCAAGCUCGCCGAGGGUCUGCGUCACAUCAAGGUCACGAAGCCGGAACCCAAGGCCAAGAAGGAGAAGGCUGAGGAUGAUUCUGACGACAGCGAUGACGACGAGAGCGACGAGGAGGAGGAGCUCCGCGAGAAGACGUGGAAGGUGAGCAAUGUGCUGAGCGAGGCGGCUAUCAAGGGCGUCAAGAAGGGCGGCAAGGUCGAGGUCCAGAUUAACAUUGGUGCGGAUCUGGGCGUGAAUGCUAUUUACAGAGAGGUUGGUGGGAAGGGCGGUGUUAGGGGGAUAAUAGCUGGGGAGAAGGCGGCAAACGGUAGUGCUUAAAUGUGAGGAAGGAAGGAUAUGCGUGCAUGUGGCUGAGUGGAAAAGCUUGGGAGAGAGAAGGGAGGGAAAAGGUGUAGAUGAAGUGACAUGAACGAAAUCAACGAGCGAUUCGUUACGGUCAUAGAUUUCGGGCUUGGCAAGGUUAGAUGGCGUCGUUUUGCUGCCGUCAGAGACGUAUAGAUAGAGGGAAUGAAUGGCUACUUUUGGC